Molecule: messenger RNA, 17484 nt
Organism: Acaulospora colombiana
Lineage: Eukaryota; Fungi; Glomeromycota; Glomeromycetes; Diversisporales; Acaulosporaceae
Source: the annotation of a GenBank genome assembly
AUGUCGCGUGCAGAAUCCGAUAAAAGUUCAAGGGAUAGAUUACUACUUCUUUAUAGGUCGAGGGCUCAUAAUACUCAAGGAAAUGUUGAAGAUGGAAAUUCUGGUGUAAAUGCGAAUCCGACGGUGUCUACGUCUUCUGCUACACGGGAAAAUGCUUCGACGAAUGUGGAUAAUCUUGCAGACACUUCUGAGAAUACCGAUGUGAUUCAACAUCCUCUGCAAAACCCUGCUGAAGUUCAACAGCGUUUGCAUGAAAAUCAUGAAGAAAUUAUUUCUUCCGGAGCUGUCUCUCAAAAUCAGGGCAAUGACACCAAUUCUAUAAAUCAAAAUAACAAUCAAGGUGACGAUUCAAUACCCGAAGUUAUUUCACAAUCUCACCAGCCUAACUCGCAAAGCCUGUCUGAUGGGAUUGUUGAAGAGGUUAAAGUCCUAGGUGAUGAGUUGACAUCCGAUUUCACGGAGUUGGCUCAAAACCAAAAUGACUUCUCUGAACCUCCAGUAGUUGCAGAUGGGACUCACGGUCGAUAUAACGAGUCCGUGUCUGAUGUCAAAGAAAUAAUUCGAAGUUCGAGCGAUACCUUUGAACUUCAAGGACAACAUGGUGGUGAAAGAUCUAAUGUUGAAAAGGUGAUUCAAGGAUUGGAAGCCACUCCUGAGUCUCCCGGAGUUGUCAAUAAAAUUCAAGGUGAAAAUUCAACGCAAGAUAUCACGGAUCCUCUUGGAGUUAUUGUGGAAACUCGAGGAAAAGAUGAAUCCGUUGUCCCGGAAACUAUUAAUGAAACUCAAAGACGAGGUGAAGAGUCAACAUCAAAUGUCCCAGGGAGUAGCCCAGAACCCUCUAAGGUUAAUGGCAAAAUAGACAGUCAAAGUGAUGUGCCAACUCAGUCAACGCAUGCGUUUCAAAGCCCAAAUAGCGUUUCCGAUCCUCUUGGGGCUAUUGAUGAAACUCAGGGACGAGAUGAAGAGUCAAUAUCACACGUCUCGAAUAGUACAUCGGAACCUCCUGGAGUCACAGAGGGUCAGGGUGAAUCAACACCCGCUUUCCCAGACGGUAUCCCAGAAACUCCGGUAGUUACUGUUAAAGUUCAAAGUGAAGAGUCAAUCUCAGUGAUUCAAAGUUUGAAUAAUGUCCAAUUUCAAGGCGAGAUCGAAACUAAUGUCACACAAAUUAAUCAAGAUUCGGGUGGUGGUCCUAAAGAUGUGGAUGCAGCUGAAAAUAAUGCAGCUCAGGUUGACCCAAAGGAUCAGGACAUUUCCAGAUUGCCUGAAGUCGCUCAUCAUGAAGUACCGCCGCGUGACGGUGCUUUACCGCCUCCUGUAGGCUCAGAAAUUGGGCAUUCAAUUAAACCUCAAAGUCCAUCAAAUAAUUUUGCACCUCCCGAAGUUACACCUCAUCGGCCUUCUUCUGGUGAAAAUUCCUUAGUCUACGUUGUUCCACAAAAAACAGUCGAGACUAUUUCAACAACGACUAUUGUGUAUAAGACUAGUGACAAUACUCAAUUACAGUCCUCGAAUGAAUCCUUGAUUCAUGGCAGAAGUGACACCAGCAAACCACCAGUUCCACCGAGGCCAAAAGCAUCGAGUAAGAAUCUCAAACCAUCCUCGAAUCCAAACAUUAUCGGAGGUUCCGGUGGAAGGGUCUCUAAUGAGUUGGCGCAACGGAAUUUUGGUCAAGAUCUCCACAGAAUAAGUUCGGACGUAUCUACACCUCCUACACAAGUUACAGAUCCGACAUCAUUAAUCGAUCGAAGUCCUGACGUGCCCACACCACCAUUACAGGCUGCAAAUCCAACUUUCAAUAACGAUCUCAAUUAUAGAUCCGCAUCACCGGCAAGAAAUAAUUUUAAUCAAAAUCUUUAUCAGAAAAGCCCUGUUGCGCCUACACACGGACAAAUGGUGGGUCCAAUCAACAACGCUGCACCAAUAGAACAACAGAGUAUCACACCAGAGCAGACUAUAAAAUAUUCUGACCAAGGGAUUCAUGGUCGACCCAUAUUUCCAGCACAACCUAAUGUCAUCCAAGAUUUUCGUCAACGAAAUGUUACCGGAUCCACAUAUGCACAAGCCGUAAGACAGAAUAGCAAUGUCGCAUCAUUAGCACGACAAAAUGUCGCGCCUACGCAAGCUAUAGAAGAUCUUAAUAGGACUUAUGAUGGAGUUGCAUCGCAAACGCAGCCUAAUGUCAGUCAAAAUUCCUACCAUCAAAGUUCUGUCACGCCUACGCAAAGAGAUAUUAAAGGUCCGGCUAGCAGCAUUGCGUCAAUGGCACGACAGGAUUUCACACCUGUAGACAGCUCUAGUAGAAGGGAUUAUGGCAGAUCCGCAUCACCAGCACAACCCAUUGUUGGACAUCUAGAGCGUCGCAAUGUUGGUGGAGCCCCUCCUCCUGUUCCUAAAAGACCACCAAAACAGCCCAAGGCUGCAACGACGCCUGGGAACAAACCCACGAGUAUACGUGGUGCUAGCUCAAGUGUACCUGUAUCCCCUGCCACUGCACUUGGAUCUGAAAAUCCAUUCAAUGACAGUCACACCAUUUCCAAAAACCCAAAUGAAUCAAGUGUACGUGGUACACGUGCAGAAACACCCAAAGAGGAAAAGGAAGAUCCUUUCAUGGAUCCCGAAAGUGCGGAUGCUUACGUGGACUCGGUUAUUAACACUACUGUUGACGAUCAUACCGACAAUAGUGAACACAAUUCUCGCGAGAUGCCUUCAUCCCCUGAUGAUCGUUUUGACCAAGAUAGUUCUAUCGAUCUUUCCUUGUCUACAAACGCAUUCAUUAAUAGAAAUAAAAAAGUCGAAAGGAGAGGGGAUAGACUUAGCGGAAAUAGGGAUCCAUUUAAUAAAACAGACCCUAGAGCAAAUCGCGUUGAUCCAACCGUCUGGGCUAGCGACAAAACAUUAGUAAAUCCAAAUGAAGAUUAUUCCUUUUCAUCCCAUAAUAAGCGUGGCAGCCAAUCUGUUGAAUCUCCUACGCUUAUAGACUUUUUGGAUGAUAACACUGGGAGAGGCGAAGGUAAAGGAAGAAGAUCUAGUAGGGAAGGACCUAGAAGCCAAGAUAUUUUAAACAAUAAUAGAGACAAAGGUAAUGAACAAAUAUGGAAUAAUUUUAAAGAGAAAGGAUUUGAAGCUGAUUUACAAGGGGUUUCUGGUUCCGACAAUGGCCCUUCGAACGAUAAUGAAACUUUUUCGAAUAACAAUCGAUCUCGUGUUGAAAGGAGAGGAGAUUUCAGUUCGCACGAUAAUGAAACUUAUACAUAUAACUCUCGAUCUAAUGUUGAAAGAAGAGGAGAUAACAUUCGGAGUGAAGUUUACUCGCACAAUAGACCACCGAGCAGUUCAACCAAAGAUAAUUAUCAACCAUGGAUUGUUAAAAAAUUCAAAAAUUUCAAUAGCAGAAAUAACGAUUCCUUCCAAACAUAUAAAAUUACAUUUCAUGUGCAUUUGCCUUCAAACAUCGAAAGCGUGGGCGAACCGGUAGUGUUGGGUAACUGUGAUGAAUUGGGUAACUGGAAUGCACCUGGAGUUAAGCUCGAGCGACCCUAUCGACAAUUUCCAACUUAUUGGAGAUCUCAGGAGAUCGAAAUUAUUGUGUUGGAAGACAUGCCGGAAAUUAAAUAUAAAUACGCGAUAAUUAAACAAUCAUUGAUAUGGAGGUCCUCUGUAGUGUAUGAAGGAGAGACAGAAUUGCAAAAUCGCACCUUGGUAAUUACGUCAAAUGAUCAAUAUGACAUGUGGAUAAAUAAUGCAGAACAUUAUAUUCAUACUAUCAGGGAUUUUGCAUUCGUCACUGUAAUAUAUUCCACUGUAAAUCAGAAAAAUAUUAAGGAUAAGAUUAUGCAAUACCAAUUAUUGAGGAAGAACCAUCCAGUUCAUACAGAUAGUGCCACCAAUAUCCAAUUCCUUCAUCAUUGUCUCCUCGAAGCGAAAACCAAAGAGAGUCGACUUUUCUUGUGUGUUCUCUUGGCGUACUAUAACAUUCAGAAAAAUGGUCAUUACCAGGAUAAACUGCCUCCACAUUUUCCAUCAGCUGAUUUAAUCGAGUCACUUGAGACCGUACAACAAGACACAUUACCAUCUGAUGUCUUAGGCAUAAUGCCGUCCGUCGUAUCUAUGGUGGUUCAACAUAAUAUCAUUCAGAAAUCGUUUGCAUGGAUUAGGAUUUUUAAGUCGGCUCACAUAUUAGAUCCUCAUUACUCUUUUGUCGAGUCGAUUAUCAGGGUACCAUAUAACGACAUCGAUUUGGAUGAUUUUUUGAAGAAAUGGAACAAGCAUGCACGACCUUAUAUGAAGAGAGUCGACGAAAGAGCAUAUUCAAAGCUUGCCCGAUGGUUGAUCAACAUUUGUAAUACCAUGCAAACGCUUAUUACAGUGUGGAAGGAUAUUGAUGUAGUCGAUCCACAAAUACAACGAUAUUUUCUCGAGCGUGUUAGAUUAAAUAUAAGACAAGAUAAUGCGAGUGCCUUGUACAACAAUUUUAAACAACUUCCUGCAGAUUGUCAAAAGGAAGCGUCAGAAUUUUUUAAAACUAGGGUUCAUGAAUUGUUGAGAUAUUCUCGUUCCGAAUGGAAUGAAGCUGAUCUAAAAUCAAUAGAAAAACUUCUUUUGGAAAACAACAUGUUUUGGGACAAGGAAUCAUUUCUUAUUGCAUUAGAAAACAUCUCUACGUCGAAAGAUUUUAAUUUGCUAAAUAUUUUUGUGAAACAAUUUGGCCUAUGGCUUAAGGGAAUCAGCUACGCAGAACAUAAAAAUCCCAAAAUUCCCAUAAUCUGCAAGUCGUGGUUUGAUAGUAUUUUAGCUCGUCUGAAUGAAAAAUUCAAUUCAUCUACUAUUAAUAGUGAUCGAUUUAUUUUCAAAGUCUUUGAAUAUUUGUCACAGCUGUAUGCCUUGGUCGGCGAGCGGAAAACUUUAUACGAUGAUUUGUCGAGGAUUGCUAACAUUCGCGUUAAACAAUGCUCAGGGUCGCGGAUUCUUUCGGCAACAAUUCUGAUCUCGAAUUUGCACCAAAAUGUUAUUAAUCAAUUUGUCGCAAUCGUGAAAGCGGAAUUGAAGCAAUCUAUUGUCGCGGCUGAUGCACAACUCAUGCAAAAGAUAAAAUUUAUUUGUGGGAACGAAAAGAACAAGGACUUGAAUAUCCCAAAUGCUCUCUGUGAAGAAUUAUUAUGUUACAUCAUGACCGAGCUCCAGAAACUCUUCACCCCACCUACAACAUUGGAACAACUUCAGGAUUUCCUCAAAUCCAAGGACUUUUGGAAAUUGAUUUUCAAUGCGAGAGGUCAGGUCUCCAGAUUACAUGCCCAUCCUCAUAUUCAACAAAUACGAGUUGAGAUUUCCAAGUUGGCGAGCGUGGUUGCAGAGAAAACGAUCACCAUUGAAUUACUCCAGUUGAUUCUUAAAUACGACAACGAUGAACUUUAUACGUUUUUCGACUUUUCCAGUACCAAGAAGAGAUUGACCGGGGUGUUCGUAUCAAAAUCGGACAUUGCGACCAUCCGAAAGCAAUGUCGAACAUACGAGAACACUUUGACUGUACUUCGAACGUAUUAUGAAAACUUCUGCCCGAUCUCAAAGGUCUCAGAUGUGAAUGAAUAUAUUGCUAAUAUAGAUAAUGAAUCCAAGAGAUCAUUCCAGAUCACAAUUAAGGAUACCCUGUCUCCAGAUCAUUGGGAAUUUCACAAGGACACGAUAGAUAUGUCAAAAGAAUCAUACAAGUUUGCAGGAUCUCAAACAUUUGCAAACGUCUUUGAUAAGCAUAUUUAUGCCGAAACGGAGGUUUUAACUGUCGAAAACGUUACGAAGAGAAUAAUGCCCGUUGUAUUCGAGGAGUAUGCCAAAUUAUGUAUACAAUACAAAGGCAAAGAUUGGGAGAAAUUAAAGUGCACCGAGGCCACUUAUCUUUGGAAAAAUGUCAGAGACGUUGGUGCUGAAAUUGACUUUAUGAAAGAAUUUGUUCGACUCGAUAAAAGUCAAAAGAAUUUUGUUGGUACCCUUAGUAGACUUGCGUCUUUACCGGAAUGGAUUAAACGUCUUGAUCAGUUGUCCACUAUUGUGGAAAUAUUCCAAUUGCCUAAUGGACCAAAGAAUGAGAAUGAUUGGUUAAAAAAAUCGCUUCAAAUUCUCCAGGAUGAUAUUUUGACAUUGGGGAAAUUGAAUAGUUUCUUUGAUUUUUUAAAUAAAAACGUCUCCUCUAUUGAUAGUGAAAAAAUUUGGCCUUUAAUUAAGGAAUUAUCUGAAGCUGGAGAAUUUUUGGAAUUCCUUAGAACCAUAGCCGAGCACGAUAUAAAAAAUCUCAUUAACGGUGUCGACGACUUCAACGAUGAAAGGCUAAACCAGGAAGACACCGUUGCUUCUCUAAUUCAAGUCCAACAAUUAUUACAUCAACUAAUGAAUAAAGCUGGGAACAUGACCAUAAUUAAAUUUUUGAACGAACUAGCAGCAAUUAAUAGUGCGAAUCCAACCUUAGCUAGCAAGAUCACCUUGUGUUCAAGCUGUAAUAUGGCGUUACAGAAUAUGUACAAAAAUAUUUCAAAUCGUGGGGAGGUUACAAAAGAAAAGAUAAGAAACGCGGUUGAGAAAGGGACUUACACGUUUAGACGGACCGAAACUAAUGAUGAAUUCUCUGUCGUCCUGACCUAUCCAAAGUCGAAGCCAUAUUCCUUAAGCGAUUUACAAGACUUGAGAGGGCGUGCCUUGUUAAUAGCAAAGCCCACCAUGAGAAUGGGCGCCAGUGCAGAUGCGGAGGAGGAACAAAAAGCAAGGGCGAGGAUUAUGGAAGAAUUUGUUCGUCAAGUUGAUAUAGUUCAUGAAAUUUAUAAUGUCGGAACCAAACUCAUACAAAUGGGACACUUUGGGUACCGAGUGUAUGAGAAGAAAAUCUCUAAUGACGAUAAGAUGAAUGAAUUAGUCGAUUUACUUAACCUUCUUAAAUUAGAAUCAACUGAAUGGGAGAGUACUGUUAACCGUGCACAAGAAGAUCAGUAUUAUUUGACAUUCUUUCCAGCUCGCUACAUCCUUGCCUUUCUUGACUAUUUUACCGGCGAAGAGAAGAGAACCAAAGAGGAUUGUGAAGUUCUCAUCCAUUUUGUCAACAGAGAGGCCAGAAUGCCAUCUAGGAAAGGAGAUUUUCGCAUUUCGGGUAAAAACAAGGACCAUUAUUCAGUCCUCUGCGAGAUAGGCGCAAAGUUAAAAGGUAUUUUCGGUAACAUUCCGGCCCGCACGGUUCCGCUCAAGACAAAAGGAGAAUUGGUAACUUCUGAUAUAGUGCUCAGAGGAAAGCUAUUCGUUGCUUCUUGCAAUAGCAAACUGUUGGUUCCUAAUGUUAUCAUGUCAGUUUACGCAAAUCACGGACGUUGUCCAGAACCGUGGCAAGUUAUGCUAUGCAAAUCGUCUACUACCAUGGAAGAGCUCUCCAUCUUUAUUAAACGCUGUUUUCUUGCAUCCAACAAUGGGUAUAAAGAUCACCUGUUUUGCAUCGCGAAUUUGGAAUUGCUUGAUUUUGAGCUUCAAUAUAAUCUUGUGAACAUCAUAAGGUCAUCACGCGAGGAACAUAAAGAUUAUCUAUUAGCAUUAAUCUGUUGUCAGGAAAUUGGAGUUCAUCAUCACAUUUUGGACCAAUUCUCUCAAGACGUUAUUGCUACCAAUGGUCUAGGCGUUGAAACGAUGAAAGAUAUCUACCAUCAACUGUGUCCGUAUGCUGUAUGCGUCUCCUCAGACUUAUCUGGACAGGGCAAGAGUGAAUGGAUUAAGCAAUCUAGUUACCUUAGGCAAAAGGUUCCUCGUGGCUUCCUUAUCAGUGACGGGGUUAAUUUUAGCAAACUGGUUCACCAGCUCAAAAGAUUUGAACUUCGUCAGGUGGAGAGUCUGCAUAUCAAUAUCAUAUCUGCCGAUAAUUACAAUGAUGUCAAUAUGUUUCUUUUUGAGCUUUUGACAUUAGGAUUCGUCUAUAGUGAGGUGGAUAUCACCUACCUUCCGAAAACAGAUGUCUUUAUUGAAGUUGCAUCAACGAUCAGACAACAACUACUUAACCUCCUCCCCAUUACCAGCUGUUUAAUAAGGCAACAUCUAUCAUGGGACAUCAGAAACUUAAUUAUUUCCAACGAAAUUCAGAGUCCGAUUCAAGUGUCAUGUCAUUAUUUGGAUGCGUUCGAUCAAAACCGGAUUGACGAAAACGACAUCCUAUUCCAUGGUGAAGGUGCCGUCAAUCAAUGUCUACCGCCACGAAGGUGCCAGGAGUUGGUAGCCAAAUAUUUCUUUAACCAGAAUGCAGAUAACAUUUCAUCAUUCCGAUUCGUUGAAGUUUUUGUUAACGUCCUAGCCGACCAAUUGGUGCGAUUAUCCUCAAGCUCCUUCUUUCGCGUUGAAAACUUGAAACAAAUGGUUACCGAAGAAAAUAUAAGAAGCACGUUAGUUCAAAAAUUAUUGGACGUUUCAAAGGAUUUCGCGACUCGCUCUGUUCGCGCCAAGGCAACACAGCUAGAAUCUACCGAGGCAGACUCAACGGAAAAUAUUAAAAUCGACGUCCAACCGUGGGAUGAUUCCAACCACCUGUUAAUCUUUUUCAUGUCUCAAAACCCGGAUUCAAUUUGUGCCUUAUACCGAGAUAAAAACAAGGUCGAUGAGAACGUGAAAAAUUUUAUGAGAAGUCAGGCCAUUGAUAAAAGUAAAUGGGAAUUGGAGGAUUAUAAUAAAAUGACCGAGGAUGCAUUGUUAAAUCGAUUAAAGUGUUUGGCACGUAAGAAAAUGAAAGACAUCGUGAUGGAACCUUACGCGCUAUCGUCCGACAACUUAGUCAAGAUGGCUUUGAUUUUAUUGAGGGCGCGAGCCAACAUUCCCGUGGUUGUAAUGGGUGAAGCUGGAUGCGGAAAGACAAGCUUAAUCGACUAUCUUGCACGAAUUAUUGAAGUCAAGUUUCGAGCGUUAAAUCUUCAUGCCGGAGUUGCAGAAUCGAAAAUAUCAGAAUUUAUGGCCGAGGCCCAAGGAGAGGCUGAGGAGGGGGAAAUUUGGUUAUUCUUUGAUGAAAUUAAUACCUGCAAUCAUAUUGGUCUUCUGGCGGAUCUUAUUUCUCAUCGGAUACUUUUGGGAAAGCCGAUUCAUCCGAACAUUCGAUUGUUCGCCGCCUGUAAUCCAUAUCGUUUACGAACCAAAUCUCAAAGUCAAGCCGGGUUGAAGACUAAGGUAAAAAUGUAUGAAGAACAGAACAUGCUUUUGUACCAAGUAAAACCACUCCCCGAUCAAUUAUUGGACUAUGUUUGGGAUUACGGUAUCCUUCAAAAAAGAGAUGAACGGAAAUACAUUCAAAUUAUGACAAAUACUUUACUUAAAGAUUUAAAUCACCCUGUGCUCCCAGAACUCUUGUUCGCAUCUCAAGAAUUCAUUCGUUCUAUCGAGGAACCAUAUAGUGUUAGUUUGCGUGAUGUAAAGAGAGCAAUAAAACUGAUCAGGUUUUUCCACGGGAGUUUCAUAGAUCGUCCCAAGUUGAAAAGUCGCUAUUAUCCGAGCGAAGUGUCCGGGAAACCGAAUUUUCAAAUGCGGAGCAUUGUUCUGGCUCUUUACCUUUGCUACCAAUCUAGAAUUUACGAUCAGGAGGAGCGUUUAAAUUAUCGAAAGGAGAUGGCUAGAAUUUUUAAAUCCAGGAGAAUAUUUAUUGACGAAGAUGAUUUCAGCAAAAUAAUUAGUGAAGAACAGAAAGACUAUAUCAAAAGGAUGAAUUUGCCUCCAAACACGGCUGAAAACGAAGCACUUUUAGAGAAUGUGCUGGUAAUGAUUGUUUGCAUUCUCACAAAAAUUCCAGUAUUUAUUAUUGGAGCACCCGGUUCUUCAAAAUCUCUAGCAAUUCGAUUAAUCAGCCAAAGUCUUCGUGGGUCUGAUUCAAAUGAUCGUUAUUUCAGAAAAUUGCCCCAGGUCUAUCUCAUUCCGUACCAAGGUUCUUCGUCUUCGACCUCUGACGGUAUUCUGGAAGUUUUUCAAAAGGCCAAUAAAUUUCAGGAAACAAGUACAAAAGAAUUUCCAAUAAUCAGCGUCGUUCUACUUGACGAAGUUGGACUUGCCGAAACUUCUCCCCACAAUCCCCUAAAAGUUCUUCACUCUUUACUUGAACCGAGUUAUCCUGCUGACGGCCCAACAGUUUCAGUUGUUGGAAUUAGUAAUUGGAGACUUGAUAAUAGUAAAAGUAGUAGAGCUUUGUUGGUCCAGAGGCCUAAAUUUGGUGUCAAAGAUCUCGUUGAAACUGCUGCUCAUUUACUUGAGAACAAAGCAAAGAAGGUGUCAAUUCAACCUCUUGCGGAAGCUUAUUCGGAAUACGAGCAAACUGGUCAAAUCUAUCCAAAUUUUCAUGGCCUUCGCGACUACUAUGGUCUCGUGAAAAAUUUGUCGGUCACAGAGAUGACCCCGGAAAAUAUUCAAAUGGCUUUGGCCAGAAAUUUUGGUGGCACCGAACAAAAUGCAACACUUUGUGAAAAUUAUUUCGGCAAAGUCCUACAAAAAUUUAACCAGUAUAGUCAUUGGGAAUACAGACCAAUUCCAAUCCCGACAUUAAUUAGUGCCAAUUUAAAUGAUGAAAGUGCCAGGCAUCUCAUGGUAAUAGGGAAGAGCGACUCCAUCGUAAAUAUCUUAACCCAUCAGCUAUACAACGAGAAGAGGUAUAGGGAGGAUGCACUGGAUCCUGUGGUUAUAAUGGGUUCCCAAUUUCCCGAUGAUCAGCAAGACUAUUCGUAUAGCGUAUUGAGUCGAAUUAUGAUGUGUGUUGAAGCAGGAAGACCUCUUAUUUUAACCGAUUUAGAAAUCAUCUACGGCGCCCUUUACGACUUGUGGAACCAAAACUAUAUUGUCUACGGAAGUAAGGAUGACCCCAGAUACUUUACAAGGGUUGCCCUUGGUGCAUAUGCCAACCCGAUGUUGUACGUCAAUAAGACAUUUAGAUGCAUCCUGGUUCUUGACGAAUCGAAAUUAAAAGAAGCAGACCCACCUCUCCUAAAUAGAUUUGAAAAGCAAAAGAUGUCUAUUGAGGACGCCCUCUCGGAAGAACAAUGUGGGCUCGUAAAGACCUUGAAGGACUGGGUACAACAGAUGGCCACCAUGAUUGGUAAGAAUAACGUCACGGUUCGACACAAUUUUACAUUGAAGGAUCUUUUCAUUGGCUACGAUCCGGAUGAAACAUUACAGAGUUUAGUCAUCAGCACUAUGCAUAAAUAUAAAAAUGCGACCGAAGAAGCGAUUCUUGCAACUUGCAAGGAAUCUCUCGUUUCCAUUGCUUCAGCGGACGGGAUUAUAAGGGCCACGAAAUCGGCCAUGGAUACGGAAGAAAGCCUACGGUGGAAAAAUGUAUACUUUAAAUCGUACGCGUCAAGAAAACAAUAUCAUGAUCAUUUAGCAGAUUACUUUGUCAAUUUGUUUUUAAGCCAAUCUAUUGAUGAUCUGGAAUCGUUACUGGUCAUUGUAAAUACUUUCUCGAAUAUCAACACGGAUGUAAAGGGAUGUCUAGAAAAGGUAAUGCGUGUUCAAGUCGAUAAAUUAUCAACUUUUAAGACGGAGGCACAACUUCAAAAUCGAGUUAAACAUUUUUGGUUGGAAUCCAAUGACCAAAUGUUGGUUCUUCAAUGCGACGUGACAACAGCAAACGCGGGCUGCAUUAAAUUGGCAAAAUUCAUCAUUGAGCAAUAUCGCAACGAAUUCAUGAGGAUUAGAAAAGAGGAUACGGAUGCCAAACAUGCGUGCAUUAUCCUGCACAUUCACAGAGAACAAGAGACCCAAUUUUUAUCCUUUAAUUUUAUGUGUGGAUGGAGUCAAGUUACAAUUGAAACGUUGGCACCUCAGGAGAAACAUCUAUCGACCCUCCUAGAUGGACCUUUGACGAACAUAAUGAAAUCCACUUACCCAUUCGAAGAGAUAUUGAAGCAGGAAUUGUUGUGGUGUCUGUUGUGCAUGAGAUAUCCGUCUACCGAGAAUUCCAUUAAUCAUCUCAGGACUCUUCAUUCCGAAAUUAUCAAACAUUCUGAGCUCGUGGAAUGCCUAAAGGAACGAACCUUGAUUUGGCUCGAAGAAAAUUCACCUGAAGAUUGGCAGUAUGAAGUUGCUUCUAACAAAAUGUUACUCUAUCCGUAUUCAUCUUUUUCGGCGGCUCUUCAAGCUCGAAUUCGUACCAUGGUCAGGCGCCCCGUUGCACAAAUGUUAUUUGUACUUGAAAGAUUAUCAGCCAUCAAAACCUUCUUUAACAUCGAUCAACCAGGAAGUGAGCGGAACCCCCUGAUUUCACUCUGGAAGAAUAUGUUCAACGAUCCCAAGAUAGUCAAUAUCGACGAUCUGCUGUUUGUACCUGGUCCGGAUAGAUACUUGCUGCCGCAUCAUCUUUACGACCUACAAUUCCCAUUUUCAUAUUAUUUCAUUAAAAAAAUUGACGAAUUCAAGGUCACCUGUCUAGCGGAAUUAGAUAGACUUAAACAGGAUAGAGAAAAUUGCGAUGACUCCGGAGACCUCCAUCCACAUAUCGAGAAUUUCACCUAUGAAACAUUUAAAUCGAACAUCUAUUCUUUGUUACCAUAUCUCCGGGAACCAUCGAUUGAACCACACUUGGAUAAAUAUUUUAAUGACUUUGUAACGAUCGCCUCUGUCAGUGAUGGUGGAAAGAAUGGUGUCGAAUUAUUAUCUUUGUUAUUGCGACAACUGUUAGGCGAAGAAAAAAUUCGUGACCCGGUGCUUCUACAUGUUUACUGGUGGAUAAAUUCGAACACAAUUCUGGCGGACCUGCAGUUAGCUCAGAUGUGCCCGUCAAUUGUUCAAGACUUUUCAUCGAGAAACACCAACUAUACCUUCGAAGAGUUCCUCAUUCAGGAAGUAACAACAAUGAUGCUUAACAAGGUAUGCGGAAACAGCAUCGAAGGAAUCAACGAUCCUCAAGUUGAUCAAUGGCUACGGGAAGUCACCAAAGUUUUGACCUUUAGUGGAAAAUUGAUGAAGAGCCGUAAAUUACCUUCUUACCAAUUAUUAAGAAUAUGUAACGAGUUGAUUUCUUUCAAGUACAUCCCACUAUCAAAUAUUAAGGAGAUAAUUAGACUGGGUCAAACUUCUGAUGGGAAUGAAAUCCUUUCCAAGGAAUUUGUAAAUUACGUCCUCAAGGUUCUGAACGGUCUCGAAAAAAAUGAAAAGAAUCUGAUCCCCAGACGCGCGUUUAUCAUGAGAUGCCUUGAUAUUAUCCCUUUGGAAUCACCUGUUCUUCAAAACAUCUAUCAAGAUAUAUUCUCCCAAGACCCUUUCCCUUUGAUCGGAUCAAUAAUAAGUCGUAUCUUCCUAAAAGAAGAUAAUGAGAACGAGGGCGCAUUCUUUGCGCUUUUCACAGAACCCCAGAGAAUUUUAACCAUCUCUCCUCGUUUACGCAUAAUCAACGCAUGUCUCAAGUCCAAAAAAGCGGAUUCCCUAAUGGCAGCCUUGUGCUGUGAUAUCAUUCAACAAAACUACUUUUCAGUACUGGAGAUAGCGGAGAUGGUGAAUUACUUUAAUCCUGCCGCCAAAACAUUGAUCGCCACCGGAAUUGAACCUUUGCAACUAAUUUCAGCAAUAGCCUUUCUUAAAGAAUUUGUCGGUCGCCUUUGGGACACUACAAUCGAUGAGGAGAAUUUCACGCGUCCGAUCACGCUAAAUCAAAUGAUGGAACUUGGUCACUUGAAUGGUGACGCAAUCAUAGCCCAGAUCAAUGGUUACAUGGAAACCGAUCAUCCGCUCAUCCACUCCCUCAAAAUUUAUUUCCUUCGAGAUUUACGCUCCAGAGACUUUUCAAUUGAUGACGUGAAACGCUUUUGUCAAGGGCAACAACAUACUCUACCAUGGCUUCUAACAUUCCAAUGGGAUGACAACAAUGAUAACAGGCUUCCAUUCAACCCAUACUGGCACCUUCCGGAAUAUGCACACGUCGAGGAUUCCUUCAAACAACUCUAUAGCGUUAAUGACAAAGGGCCUUUUCAACCGUUCUUACAACAACUGCCACAAAAUAUUCAUGCACGAAUUGCCUUCUUGGGACUCAUUAUGACUCGACUUCAUGUGUUCAGAGCUUCACGUGAGUGGGGCCCAAAUGAAACGCGAGCGGCGGAAUUUUUAAGAACUGUUUCCACAAUGGACAGCUUACCCGUCAUCUAUAGACAAACGGUCGACAAGCUAAUAUUAAAUAGACAUCCCCUACUUUUUAUCAAUAGCGGAAUAGACAAUGGUACCUUAAUGGUGGACUCGGUGAUAGCUCAUGCGGUAGCAUUACACGUUUCCAUGCCACCGGAUGCCUCACCUCUCGCCACACUUUUGCAUAAAUUAGACGCAUGUCAAAAUAGGUUCAUACUGGCGUGCAUCUCGGAUGUCGAAUCGGUUUUGUUGAGUGCCGUCAUAGCGAAUGGAGGUCAGGUUACCAGAUAUACUUGUGAAUGUGGUUCAAAAUAUGUUAUUGCCAAUUGUGGUUACGCCAUGGAGGCGAUAAGAUGUCCUGAUUGUAAAGUAAGAACUAUUGGGGGCGCGGAUCAUGCAUCGGCUGCAGGCAAUCGUCGUUUGGAUCAGAAACCGAUCACAGCCAUUGCCGGUAACGAUCAGGCCGGCUACAUCGGAGAAUCACCGAAUCAAUCACUUACGCACAGUGUCCGAUCCAUGCCACCUACCUCCUACAGAAUUCUACAUCUGUUUGCACACAUUCUCAUUGGCGCCUCCCCACUAACGGCAAAGACCGGCUUCCUUCAGAAGAAUAAUCAAAUUGCUACCAAUGCAGAACAAUAUUGUAUGGGGCAUAUACAAAACGAUUGGAACGUUUUGAGAGGAAUUUUGAAUUGCUCCGAUGAAAAUUUGGCAUUAUUAUUGCACUCGAUACUCUCGCUGAUGACACGAAAUCCGCCGCCUGCAUCUGCAUUAGGAACUCCCAAUGAACGUGAAGACUGGGAAACGAACUUCACCAGGAAUUACGUAUCCCCGCAAACCAAGAGCAUAACUGAAACCAUAACCAACUUCCGUACCAUACUUGACAAUGCAUCAGCCGCGCAAGGAAAUAACGCCAAUAUCAUUGAAUCCUGGAUAAAUCAAACGUUGACAUACGACGAUCAGCAACAAGCUCAAUUCUUGCCCCGAAUCUGGCGAAAAAUUGGAAUCAACAGCUUUGAAAGUUUCCGAGCACACUACAAUGGAAACUUGUCCCAGAAUCAAAAAGACUUCCCGUUCCUUGCCGUGUACUUUAAACACGAGAGUAAAUUGUCAAAAAUAAAAUAUCUCUGGCCAAUCGUUAAAUUCGUUCAAUCCUUGUUUGCACGGCUAUCUUAUCGCAUAAGUAGGAAGGAUGCACAGGCUCAGACAUUCCGCGAUUUCUUUAACAAAGAAUCAGAGACGUCAAACAUCGACUCGGUAAACACCUUAAAUAAGGCUUUCCAAGAAUUUGAGGAGGCAUGGAAUGUUGUAAUUGAAGACGUGGACAGAUAUCAAUGUCACACAUUGGAGCAUAAACCAAAAAUGAACCAAGAUCGUCGACUCAUCAUGGGAUUGAUGGAACCAGAGGAUGAUGGAGUGUAUCUUUGCGCAAUCAUUGAAUACUUGGUCUCUCUGCAGAAUGAAUUUUUGCAAGAAAUCAUGGUCAUCCCUCCCGGGACCUGUAGAUCUCUUAAAUUUUUAGAAGAAUCUUUGGAGGCCAAAUCUGAUGACACCCCGGCUCGAUACUUUGUUCAAUCGAUGACUAUCGAUCAGGCCAGGAAGGAUAAUAUCAUAUCAUAUAAAUGGGAGGAUGAAUUUGAUGAAAUUCUAGAGUUUAGUGAGAGAAAUUUGGGCAUCGGAAAGGGUCAAGACAUCAUUUACGACUUGCAAAAGAUUGAAAUCGAACUUUCCAGAUAUCUGGUCUUUGAAAAAGUUCACAUCGAAACAUUGAGUGACUCGAACUUAUACAUCGAACGUUUCUCAUACCACAUGGAGCUGUUCCAAUCUUCCGUGAGAAUUCUGGAAGAGAUCAGAGAAUUGAUUCCACAGGAACCAAUCCCCCCGGAACGAGCCUCAAUUAUUAGGGGAACUUCGGGUCCACAUGACUACAUGCAAAAUCAAAUGGAUACUUCACUAGACAACCCGUCCGAUAUCCUUUCAGCCUUGGAAAUUCUUCUUUGCUUUGUCAAACGUACCCCUGGUGGAGGUGGAGAGAUAGAAAUUAAAGAAUACAUCUCUAAAUGGGCAUCACUUUCAGAAAUCUCGGAAAAUGUUCGGUUUAAUAAUUUACUAAACGCGGAGUUAAAGCUCAAACAUUUGGUCGGAUUGUAUGAACUGAUUGAGGAACAAGUUGCCAAUGCAUCGGUGAGAUUCAUCCCCGAUAAGUAUAAGGAAAAACUACCACAAAGAAUAAAAGAUUCCCUGAAUGAGAUAAUUGAUUAUUCAGUACCCUCCUUGCAAGAUCUUCUUCCAGCAGAUGCAUCUGCUUUGGCAUUGAAGAGGUUCAUGUAUCGCUUUUUGCAGGGAGAGACUAUAAAAGAAACGUUCCCUCUAAACGUUUAUUUUAGCGAGGAAUCCUUAUAUUUGUGGCCACUCUCUGUUCCUCAAAAGUUAAUUGACGAUCGAUUCCCCGAUGAAUUACUUGUAGCUCAUGCUUAUUCUGCAUACGAAUUUAUCACUGAACAAAUUGAGGAGAAUGAAAAAGAGCCAGGCGAUGAUGAGAAACUGGCUUAUAUGAGACAAACUCUGGAUGAUCCAGCGUUGUUUCUGUCAAAGUGGGGGAAGUAUUUGCCAAAGGAUCAAUUGUCUAAAUUUGAAGGAUUAAGAGCCGACUAUGAGGUCAAUUGGCAUUUGAACCAGCUACAAAAAUCCACGCCUUUAUCAGUUUCUCGAGAUCUGCACCCAAAAGCUCGUCAUAAUAAAAAGAUACUAAACAGGAGAUAUCGGUAUCUCACAACUAGACUUGAUAAUAGUUCAUACUUUAGUGAUGAAGCCAUGGAAUAUCGCGAACCUUCGUUGUAUGAAGAUUAUGUGGGUCAAUACAUACCUGAUGAGAUAAGAUAUCCACCAUUCGCCGAUAACGUUGAUCUAGUGGACCGAAUGUUAUAUGACAUCGAUCAGAGUUAUAUAAAUGAUAGAUUGGAAGAAGAGAAAAGAUUGCAUGAGGAACAAUUUGAAGAAGAGGAGGAUGAUGAGGAAGAAAUGGAUGAGAUAGGGACGAAAAAUGAACGCAGGGAUUCCGAGACUAUUAGCAACUCGCAAAUACAUGAACACUCGACGGUGAUGCAAGAGCCAUCGGAGAAUUCCGAUAGUGGCGUAAAAGAUGAAAGUGGAACGACAUUAGAACCUGAGCGGCCACAGAUAUCAGACGAGGAAAAAGAACAACUAAGAACGGACCUUAUUGAUAUAAUGCGGGAAAAAUUUAUAUCGGGAAAUGAUUCAUAUUUUGACUAUGAUACCGUGGAUUUCAAUGAAGAUUAUGAUGACAUCAAAAUUGAAGAGGAGGACAUUCAAGAACCAGAUGAUAUGAAUGAAGUUGAUACCGGAACUGGGAUAUUAGACUAUUAA